This is a messenger RNA of Benincasa hispida (wax gourd), 1697 nucleotides long. RefSeq lists its product as uncharacterized. NCBI's taxonomy places the organism in Eukaryota, Viridiplantae, Streptophyta, Magnoliopsida, Cucurbitales, Cucurbitaceae. The record is from RefSeq and is a predicted model, not a curated record.
AUAUUAAAAAAAUAACUAACCAAAAUUUACGCUAUUGCUUUGAGUUUCUGAUCCUCCCGGGGAAAUGACUGAUCGAUUCGCUCUCCGAUUCGCUCAUUCUUCUCCCUUUCUAGGGCAUUCCGCUUCGUAUCGCAUCCCAAUCCGCUCUACGUUUACGUUUCAGUUUCAGUUUCAGCUUCCGUUCCCUUUCUCUUUCUCUAUUGCGCACUCUCCUAUUUGCUCCGGCUCCGGUCUGCUUCCUCCAAGUAACCUCCGGCGAAUAUCUCCGAUCAACGCGUCGCCGAAUUCUCUGAUGAAUGAAGUAGGACCGAUGGAACUGAGAGAUGAGUCCGAUUUUGAAGCCAUCUUCUCCGACAGUGAUUAUAUUUCCGUGUGUGGCUUUGGUUCUCUCCUCUCUGAGAGGAGUGCGCGAAGUACCUUUCCUGAUCUGAUCAACUUUAGAGUGGCGAGAUUGAACGGCUUCAGACGCCUUUUCGGAAAUGUAGCUCCUGUAUUCUUUGAGCGCGGCAUUGCUAAACCCGAAACCAAGGAGAUUUCCAGCUUGUGUGCGGAGCCUUGCGAAGGAGAAAAUAUCAUCAUUACGGUUUUCGAGAUUAAGAAGUCUGAGGUUCCAGCGUUUAUACAGAGAGAGAUUGAGUUUCGAUUUCUAGCUGUUCUUCCUGAAACAUUAGAUGGAAAGCUAUAUGAUAAACCAGCGGUGCUUUGUUCUCGAUCCACAGAUGAGGAGUUUUUCCAAGUGAGAUGCAAAGGGGAUAAGGACAUUUUUUUCCAUCAUUAUGGUCGUCAUAAUAUUGAUAAGAUCUGGAGAGAUGAUAUCUUACCUUGCCGCAUCUAUCUUCGACACUGUGUUUUAGCUGCAAAAAACCUGGGUGAUGCAGCUUAUAACAACUUUCUGGAUCACACUUUCCUUGGAGAUCGAAGUACAACCAUCCGUGAAUAUUUGGCCGCUAAUGGUUCAGGCAUUAUGGAAGAGGAGCCUCCCGAAUCCCUCAAGUUUCGAUAUGGCGGUUGAUAUUGGAGAACAGAGUAAUUGCAAUGACUAAUAGAUCCUUGGAAGCCUUACGAGGUACCAUUAUUAUAUUGUUUUUGGGGAAAAAUUAUCUUUUUAGUAUCCAAGUUUUAAAGAAUAUGUAUGUUGGAUCUCUAAGUUUUAAAAAUUCAUUUGGUCCGUGAGUUUUCAAAACAUAUCUUUUUAGUUCCUAAAUGAAUUGAAUGCCUUUCUUAAAAAUUUGGGGAUGGAAAUGAUACCUUUUGAAAACCCAAGGUUCAAACGCACUUAUUUUACCAAACUUGGAAAAUAAAAAUUUAAUUUUCCCUUCUUAAGUUGUACUCUAAGCAAUAAAGUUGUAGAGUAAGAACUUUAAAUGAAUCCAAACCAUCCAUGCAUGAACUUUGAUAUUGAGCUAAAUAAUUUUAUUCUCUAUAGUCUGAGUCAGGAACCUUGAGGCAUCCAGGAACAGUUCUACUUUUAUUUUUGUCAAGGACAUUUGUUUCGGGUGUGGGUGUACGUAAAAUUGAACCCCCAUUAAUAUAAAAGUGGGCUAUAAUAUCAGUUGAAAACCAACAUUAUAAGGAUACAAUGUCGAUUGAGAACCGACAUUGUAGAUCGUUUUAUUAAAGGUCUUCAAUGUCAGUUAUCUUUAAUAUCAGUUGAAAACCGACAUUAUAAAUGACCAAUAUUCCAAUGCCAAUUAUCU